Messenger RNA from Symbiodinium natans, 1248 nucleotides. Lineage: Eukaryota; Dinophyceae; Suessiales; Symbiodiniaceae. The record is from the annotation of a GenBank genome assembly.
AUGACUGAUGUUGACGCGACAGCGUUCUCCUGGUAUCGGCGGGCGGUAAUGGCCAAAGGGCACAGGCGAAAGCAACGAGAUGCAGCUGGAUGGACGUCAAGCCCUGUCGUCUGUCUUACGUGCACCACGAUGUGCGCAGCAGCUGUGGGCUCGCUCGUCUUCGCAGGCUUCAGCUUCAACCUUUCGCUGGAGAUGCAACCUGGACUGGUCGUAGCGGGGGACAUGGCUGCGCAGGCAUCUUUGACUUCGCAGACAACCCAGUCAACUUCUCUACAUGCUGGGCUAGCUCAUGUACAGUCGACUACGUCUGAAGCAAGCCUGGCGCCAAUGACUUCGGAAGAGUUCAAGGACAAACUGCAGCCGAAAGACAACAGUCAGAAGUGCACCAAGAUUGCGUUUCUUCGAAUUCAGAAGACAGCUUCCACGACGUUCGGGCAAGAGAUUAUGUCGAAGAUGUGUGGGCAGAGCCGACAGACCUGCACGCGAAGCUGGGACAGGUGCGCACGAGGCAUGUCCAAGUGCUCUCUGCCGCUCGGGUUUUAUCACUUGGAAUAUGGCUACGCACAUGAGUUUGUGAGUGGGCCUGGACGUGGGUGCGUCGUGACAUUCCUUCGUGACCCGGUUGAGAGGAUCAUGUCUGAGUACUUUAUGCUCCGAGAGAAGCAUCGCCAAUUCCUUACUUUUGACCAGUGGGAUGUCCAUGCCGCUGACCUCGCGGAUCUCGAUGCUAUUCUUGGCAUCAAGGAUGUCCAUCAGUCCUUUCACGAGUACUUGCAGCAUCCCGGGAAUCCAGCGCGAAACAGGCAGACGUUGUACCUACUGGGAUUCCACCGCGUGCAGUGCAACUCAACACGGUGCGGAGGAGAUGCAUGUAUCUGUGAACAGGAUGACGCUGGCUAUCCUUCGAAGGCAUACAAAUGGGAUCAAGAUGGACCUGCACUACUGGAGAAGGCCAAGCAGCACUUGCUUGCGUUGGAUGCUUUUGGCAUAACAGACUGCUUCGACGAAUCCAUCAAGGUGAUAGCGCCCGCCCUGGGGUGGAACACUGAGGCAGCCCUUGAUCUUGCCAAGAACAACCACGCACUUCACGUGUGGCGGCCCGUCAUGGAGAAGGCACGCCAAAUUCGACCAUUGGGCAGUGCUGCUCUGCAAGGGCACCGACGUUUGAGUUUCAACGGGCCCGGCAGCAACUUCUGGCGCGAGUUCCUUCAUGAUGAUGCUUCCCGGCACAGGGUGGCACAACGUUGA